GACGGGGACGGCGGCGGCCCGGUUGGCGGCGGCGGCGGCGCGGAGCCUGAGCGGGGCAUGAGGCGGCCGCGGCGGCCCAGCGGCGGCGCCGUGUAGCGGAGACGAGCGGCGGCCCGCGUCCCGGCUCCCCUCGGCGGCGGCGGCGGCGGCGGCGGCGGCGCGCGCGCGGCCCCCACGCAGCCCUCUCGCCGGCGACCCGCACCGCGCCCCCCGGCCGCGCCCGGACCAUGAUGAAGCUCAAGUCGAACCAGACCCGCACCUACGACGGCGACGGCUACAAGAAGCGGGCCGCGUGCCUGUGCUUCCGCAGCGAGAGCGAGGAGGAGGUCCUGCUCGUGAGCAGUAGCCGCCAUCCAGACCGAUGGAUUGUCCCUGGAGGAGGCAUGGAGCCUGAGGAGGAGCCGAGCGUGGCGGCAGUCCGCGAAGUCUGUGAGGAGGCUGGAGUGAAAGGGACACUGGGAAGAUUAGUUGGAAUUUUUGAGAACCAGGAGAGAAAGCACAGGACAUAUGUGUAUGUGCUCAUUGUCACAGAAGUGCUGGAAGACUGGGAGGACUCGGUCAACAUUGGAAGGAAGCGGGAAUGGUUUAAAAUAGAAGACGCCAUGAAAGUGCUGCAGUACCACAAGCCCGUGCAGGCGUCCUACUUUGAGACGUUGCGGCAAGGCUACUCGGCCAACAACGGCACCCCAGUGGUGGCGCCCACCUACGCGGUCUCUUCCCAGAGCUCCAUGUCGGGCAUCAGAUGACUGAGGACUCCUGUCAGGGGAGGGGAACUAGACUGAAGUGCAGACCUUCCCUCUCCCGCUCGCCUCCUCCCGGCCUCCUCUCUCAGUAAGGCAUGACAGGCCGCAGAGAAAGGGUUCAUUGAUAUGUAGCUGUUUGGUGUUAAGUGAUGGGGCUUUUUCUUCUCUUUUUACCGAGGGGGGUGGGUGUGUAAUUUGUAAGUACUUUUGUGCAUGAUCUGUCCCUCCCUUCCACACCCCUGCACUUCUCGGGAGGGGAGCCCCGCGCCUUCCCUCUGCCUUGGAUCCGGAGAUGUUCCUGUUUGCAUCAUCCCAGACCUAGCCAGACAGACAUUUCUUUUUGAUUUUUAAUUUUUUUUUUUAAUUCAGAGAUACCAAGAGCAGAUGAAACCUUUCAAGAAUUUCUCCUAUGAUGUACUGUCUAAUAGGUUGGUGACUUUCCCUGCAGUAUCCAUUUAUCUACACAUUAUAUACUUGGAAUAUAAUAUGUAAAUAAAUGACAGAGAAGGAAUUUAAA
Sorex fumeus (smoky shrew) is the source of this 1260-nucleotide messenger RNA. It is a transcript of the gene NUDT3, whose product is annotated as nudix hydrolase 3. Lineage: Eukaryota; Metazoa; Chordata; Mammalia; Eulipotyphla; Soricidae. Gene Ontology annotation, biological process: adenosine 5'-(hexahydrogen pentaphosphate) catabolic process; diadenosine hexaphosphate catabolic process; diadenosine pentaphosphate catabolic process. The record is from RefSeq and is a predicted model, not a curated record. The coding region runs from base 228 to 746 and encodes 172 amino acids. Gene Ontology annotation, molecular function: bis(5'-adenosyl)-pentaphosphatase activity; endopolyphosphatase activity; bis(5'-adenosyl)-hexaphosphatase activity. The transcript has 5 exons. Gene Ontology annotation, cellular component: cytoplasm; nucleus.